UGACAUUCACUAAAUAAAAGGCUUAUUAUUAGCAUACCAAAUUUCUUGAAUGGCUUUCACUCCUCAAUACUAUGGCCACUUCUUUUCCAAUGAAUUCAACUCUUCUUUCCCUGCAGGCGAAGGCGUUAGCGCCUUACAAAUAUGCAAUACCCAAGUAACCCCCUCAUCAGUACUUUAUGAUAAUAAUAUUGAGGCGCAGUUACUCAAUAUUAAUUCACUGCCUGAUCAUUAUGUCCCUCCAUCAAUUUCAAAUUCAUUGAUGAUGCCAUGGUUCCCUGAACGACUUGGCGUAGUUUCAGACAUGACCGUGCCGGCUCUACUACCGGCGCCGGCCUCCUCUUCCGAUACGUUUUCCAGCGAGUAUUCUUUGAAUAAUACUACUCAUCACGUUUAUGUAGCCGACCAGCAUGAGGCUUGUGAAUCUUGCUGGGACGAAACUACUGGUUUGGAUCAUCACUCCAGCUUCUGGUCCCGUUGUCCUGUCGCUACCUCCAAUAAUUGGGGGCCUCAAAGGGAGACAAGCCCAAAAGCCAAAGAAACGCCAGCAAUGAAGAUCGGAAGGUAUUCAGAAGAGGAGAGGAAGGACAGAAUUCUUCGAUAUCUUAAGAAAAGAAAUCAAAGGAACUUCAACAAAACUAUUAAGUAUGCUUGUCGCAAAACCCUAGCCGAUAAACGUGUUCGAGUUCGUGGAAGAUUUGCUAAGAAUAAUGAAGUAUGCGAUGAUGAGAAAGGGAUUAAUGAUAAUUGCCCUGGAGCCAAGGAUAUACGCUAUGAUAAUCCGUUCCAGAUGAAACAUCCUGAUCAGUAUGAAGAGAAUUGGUUAGAAGAGGCUAUCACAAAUCUUAUGUAUAUACCUUAUAUAGGUAGCUCCUAUGAUCAUGGAGGAAUGUCAGUCGAACGUUUCAUGAGCUGAUGUUCAGCCAUUUGUUUAUUAAGUAACUAAAAUAGUUUAUGUAUUAUUAUUUACGAGAAGUAUCGUUUCCAUCUAGAUAGUUAAGGUCCACUUCUUUAUUAUAAGCAGUUCCUUCCCCUCAAAAAGAAUGAUGGCACAAAACAUACUACUAGUCUCUCUUUUUGACGUAGUGAAAAUACUGUACCAACUGGCUACACUUCUCACUUGGA
This is a messenger RNA of Nicotiana attenuata, 1122 nucleotides long. RefSeq lists its product as uncharacterized. Lineage: Eukaryota; Viridiplantae; Streptophyta; Magnoliopsida; Solanales; Solanaceae. Gene Ontology annotation, biological process: regulation of flower development. The transcript has 4 exons. Bases 50 to 913 code for a protein of 287 amino acids. The record is from RefSeq and is a predicted model, not a curated record. Gene Ontology annotation, molecular function: protein binding. Gene Ontology annotation, cellular component: nucleus.